Molecule: messenger RNA, 2161 nt
Organism: Mycetomoellerius zeteki
Lineage: Eukaryota; Metazoa; Arthropoda; Insecta; Hymenoptera; Formicidae
Product: sentrin-specific protease 1
Exons: 2
Coding region: 203-1987 (594 amino acids)
Biological process (GO): protein desumoylation; proteolysis
Cellular component (GO): nucleus
Molecular function (GO): deSUMOylase activity
Source: RefSeq, a predicted model, not a curated record
AACUAUGGCAGCGCCAUGGUAAUUUGCUUAUUUCACGCAUGCGCACUCCAUUUUGGCCAACACUGACAUCAAAGAUGUCGCCAGAGAGUUGCGCUACUGUAUAUACUGUGUAUGGUCAAAAGUAUGGUGCCGAGUGUGAUGUAUAGAGAAUACGUCACCGCUGGGUUAUGUUCGCGAUAUUGCCAAAUUAAACGGUCCAUGGAUGACAAAUCUUGCGUUUGAAAGGCAGGCUAAAAAAAUUUGUCCGGGUUUAGAGUUAGUGCCUGCUGUGGCAUAUACGGUGAAUUCAACGCAAUUCUCGAGAAAGAUCUUUGGAUGGGUGGAUGAAGGUUCUAAGAAACGGAAAGCUUCUGAGGACUGUGACUUUGAAGAAGAAUAUAUAACACCCAAAAAAUUUAAAUCCAAUUGUAAUAUAGCUCGUACAAUGGAACAGUAUUUUACCAUUGAUGAUAGUGAUGACGAUGAUAUCAUAUACAUAGGUGAGCAGAAAUGCUCAUCGACAAAACCGUGUGCACAGAUGAACGGUACUCAUAAGAAGCAACCGCAAUCUUUCGAAUAUUACAAAACUCCCACUUGUAAGUCUACUUGCUUUAUGCUGCAUCACAAUAAACCGACCACGGAGCACUUUUUUCAUCACAAACAUAGGAUGCCGGAUACCUAUCACAAGUCUCCCACAUUAUCCAAAACUAAUCAAUUAAAAGAGAAAUAUCAGUAUGAAGAAAUGCUUCAAAAUCUGUUUCCAAAUAGGAUACAGGUAUUUACGGAUAAACCUGUGCGCAAACCCAUAGAAGUUAUUGACUUAGAAAAGCAACCGGAAAUCAUGACAUCUAACAAGAUGCAAUCAUCUGUCACUAACUUGUCUAAGAUACCAACGUCAUACCAUAAUAGAGUUUGCAUGUCAAACUACUCUAGGACAGAUAAAGAAAAAGUUCCUACUUUAAAUUACAGCAAGAAAGGUAUCAAGACAUAUCAGCAAUUCAACAAAGUAAUUACAAUUGAUAGACCCAGUACCAGUGGAUUAGUGAAAACUACACCAAGGUUACCUGUCAAAGCUGUUGCGACUAACUCAUUGCGUGACGAGCUAGCUGCGAAACCCAUCAUGAGACAAGACUUCAUCCCUCAAGUUACUAAGAGAUACAACGAACGAAUUGAACAACGCCACAGAGAGGCUGAAGAACUAAAGAAGAUGACAUGCGUCUUGUCCAAGCACAAUAGAUAUGCACGAGAAGCAGCUCUGGAAGAACAAUUGGCACGUUCUAUGAAAUUAUACCUGGCUGUCCUAGAUGAUAGGGAGGAGCAAGAAGAACCAGCGUUGCCGACGUUGACCAAUGAGAUGUUGAAAGAAGUGAGAAGCGCUAUCAUACCAUGUCCCCCAGGCGAGGUUCUUGUGGAAGGCUUUGGUCUAAGGAUCACGCGAAAGGAUCUUUGCACACUAGCCGACUUAAAUUGGCUAAACGAUGAAGUAAUAAACUUCUACAUGAAUCUAUUGAUUGCCAGAGGCACGUCUUCCGACAAGUAUCCAAAGGUACACGCAAUGAACACGUUUUUUUAUCCAAAACUUCUAUCGGGUGGUCACUCAUCUCUGAAGCGAUGGACUAGAAAAGUAGAUAUAUUCGCGCAGGAUCUUGUAGUAGUGCCUAUACAUCUGGACAUUCACUGGUGUAUGUCGAUAAUAGAUUUCAGGAAUAAAUCGAUUGUUUAUUAUGACAGUAUGGGCGGCAGUAACCCAAAAUGUCUAGCGGCAUUAAAACAAUAUUUACAGGACGAGAGUCUAGACAAAAAGAAACAAUCUUAUGAUAUAAGUGACUGGAAAUUGCAAUCAGCCAAGAACAUUCCACAACAGAUGAACGGCAGUGAUUGUGGCGUAUUUUCUUGUAUGUUUGCUGAAUAUGCCUGCGCAAAUAAGAAGAUAACGUUUACGCAGGAUGAUAUGCCGUACUUUAGGAACAAAAUGGUCUAUGAGAUAUUGAAGGGUAAACUUUUGUAAGAAAAAGCAUCAAUUACUGCUUCGAUAAAUUGAAAAAUAGCCAAUGUUAGAGAGAAGCUCCAAACUAAUGAUGAAGCUAUAUUGUAAUAAAACUCGAGCAGUUUAAUGCUUUGGAGAAUUGCUUGGAAAAUAACACAAAUAUCAUCUAUUAUUAUUCUUGAAAAAAAAAAAAAA